Molecule: messenger RNA, 6352 nt
Organism: Vitrella brassicaformis
Lineage: Eukaryota; Vitrellaceae
Source: the annotation of a GenBank genome assembly
CGAAGAGGAGGAGGGAAAGGGCCUGAUUUCCAGUGUCACUCUGCUCAUCUUAGCUGCCUCUCCCUCCUCGCUCAUCGAUCUGCCAUUUAUCGCAUAGAUCUGAUCUGAUCUGUGGCCAUGGCGUGGAGGUUGGUUGUGGCGGCGGUGUUGGCCUCGUUGGGAUGGGUGUGCGGGUCAGCUGGUGGCUCUGCUUUCGUGCCCUCAUGGUCCUUGAGGCAACCCAUGCGCUCACUCAGACAGGUACAGUACCAAUGGUUCGUUUAUUGCACUGAUACGACCACGAUGGCAGGCAGAUCAGGGAGAUCAGCUGCUUGACGGUUUGUUGUGCAUCAUCUGCUGUGUGCCUGUGUGGCCAUCAGUCGCGGCCGGUGCACACCGAGCAGUACCUGUUUGGCGGUGCCGGCACACCAGCUCCCCCACCAAGUGGGCAACACAGACGAGAGUGUGUCGAUGCCUAUUGGUUGCUGUGCGUGUCUGUUCCGUCCACUCAGCUCCUGCUGGCGGUGCGGGCGGCGGCCUCAUGCAGAACUUCGAGGCCAUCAAGAAGACACAGGAGCUCUUCCAAAAGAUGAAGGUCAGCACGGAGCGGAACAACAGACUCAUAGGUCGACAGCUGGCAUUCAUUGGUGUGUCGUCAGGAUUUGAACGAGGAGAUGCUCAAGACGGAGAUAGAGGGCCGUUCGGACGACGUCGACAAGGAGGUCAAGAUCGUCUACAACGGCAACGGCACACCGCUGCGCGCAGAGGUCAGCGAGGGCGCCGCAUCGCUCGACAAAGACCAGCUCGAAGAGGUACGCCACCGGACCAAAUCACACACACGGAUAUACACAGGUACUGAAUGCCGUGUGUGUGUGUGUGUGUGUGUGUGAUUUGGUCAGGCCUUGACAACGGCUCUGAAGGACGGUUUUCAGAAGGCCGGAGAGACCAGGCUGCAACGGAUAGCCAAGCUAUACGAAGGUGCGUAUGGGUGGACGGACAGACAGAUGAGGCGGGCAGCCUGUGUGGACGUGUGUAUCCUGUCCUGCUGUGUGUGUGUGUGUGUGCAGAGAUGGGAUUGCCGGCAGAGGCCAUGCAGAAGAUGAUGGGUCAAGGGAUGGGCCUCUAGUGUGCGUGCAUGCAUCAGACUGACAGGGUGUGACUUUGCCGCCAUUAGGGAAGGGACUGACGAUACAGUAAUGCUCCUGUGAGGACGCAUUGGAGGUGUGCUGCCGUGUUGUGUGUAUUUAUACAUGUGGAAGUGGCGUGUGCAUGGGAGUUUUCAACGUGCCUGGGUUGAUGUGUGAAUGUGUGGCCAGACGGACCAUGUUGCUGUCAAUGAAGCGAGAGCAUCUCUGAAGACGUUGGUGCAUCGAUGUGGACAUUUCAAAAGACACAGAGAUGGAAGACAGUAACAGCUGGACGGAUGCACAACACGCAAUGCAGCAGAGUAGCCCGAGAUUCGUAUGAACACAUGUAGCAGGCCCCAUAUGACGUGGAUUAUGUGUAUAUACAUGUAGCAUACAGAUGCGAUGCGAUGCACCAUGCAUGUAUAUAUACAUGUACACUGUAUAUAUAUACGCAAGCAGUGUGGGCGGCUGCUGUGGCACACCACACCACACCGACCGAUACACACAGACGGCAUCCUGAAGGCCAGGGUCAGGACAGCAGCAGUGAGGAAGACCUCGACAAGGGUGGACGUGGCACGCAGCGAGCCGGAGCCUGUGUUCGUGGAGGCUUAUGUCCUCGAGCCGCACAAACUGGCCUUCUUGUCCGAGGCCGGCAAGCCGCUGCCCGAUCCUGAAAACGACAGUGAUCUGGUGCAGACGCCCACCGUCGACAAGGGGCCUGUCACACGAUUCCCAGCGGCAGAAUGCAGUCUAGAGCUCCCAUUUAAGAGGAAGGUGAGAAGGGACAGCGCAUGAGCGAGAAAGAGCCUGAAAGGUAUGUUUGUUGUGAAUGCGCAUACAGGAGGACAUGAUUCUGCUAAGAGUUGUCGACAGCAGCCUGACCGAUUACCCUGCGCGUCUGGCUGAAGCGGUGCUGAGUCUGUCAUCUCGUCGCCAGCCAACAAGUGAGCCACUACGCAUUCCGUUGUCCCUUAAUGCAGCCAUCCUGCCAACCGCGACUAUGCAAUUGAAUUACCAUGUUGAGGAUGAUGAGAGCGGCGGGAGGACGGCCACAAUCCAGAUUCAGUCGGCUCAGAAUAUCCCAGUCACAGCCAAUAAGGCAAUGAAUGUCUAUGUUGAGGCCUACCUCACCGAGCAGCUCUCUGGCAGCCAAGCUCAGCCAUUCCCUCAGGAGGAAGAAGCACAAGUGCAAAAAAGGGUUGUUGCCGACCUCUUUGGACGAGUCAAGAAGGCUUUCUUCGGCAUGUUUUCUCGCGAGACGGGGCCACAGGCUCCACCAGGACCACCGCUCGACCGCCACGUCCCGUCCUACGCAAUCACGGCAGCAGCGGAUGUGGUCGAGGUGUCACCGGUGGAUGAGCUGUCUUUCCAGUUCACCCAGACGGACAUCGGCAAGAACGUCAUCAAAGUCUCAGGUCCGAGGGAUUUCGGUGCCCUUGUGUUGAGGGUCGGCUGGCUGCCCAAAGAUGGGAGGAGAAGUGAAGGGUCGUUGCUGGGAGAGGUGGCACUGCCGAUCAAGGACGCCCUCAGCAAACCUGAGUUCCGCAACGCGCAGGGCUACCGCUUGAAGAAAUACGGCAGGGCUACGCAAAAACCAAUGUUUGUCCAAUUCUUCGGCGAAACAAGCUACGUCUACCCACCGGAAGUGCAGGAGGCCCUGGACGGAGCCGGCGACGAUGCCAAAGAGAUCUUGAUAGUCCUCGCAGAGGAGGCGAGCAGACGCAGUGGGACGUAUUUUGAAGAAACCAGGGCCGAGCCCAAACCGGCCGAGCGUGAGCAGGUCUUGGUUAUGGAGAGACAGCAGGGGCGCUCUGUGCGGAAAGACGCGCUAGCACAGGCCAUCCAGGGGGUCAUGCUCUCUGAACAUGCGGAGCCUGGCGAGGUGGAGCCGUUGCCGGAGGCGAGGGACCAGAUGAUGCAGGAUAUCAUCAGACAAAUCCGUGAGGAGGAGGAAGAGCUGUCCACAGAAUCGAUCAGCUUCACCCUGGACAAGGCUCUGGUCAUGCUGCUCGACGAAGAAGAGUCAAUGAAACAGUAAGACAUCCCGGAAAAGUUGUUUGCUUACAAUUGUAUGUUUUUGCACAUGCCUGUCUCAGGGACGCAGCCUUAGAGGCCUUGUUCUUGGAUGCAAAAACGUCACGUGAGGGCGUGCGUGGAGUUUUUGUGGCGAUUGAUGUGACUGACUUUGGCUUAGUCUUGCGGAGAGGGUCGAAUCAGGUCCAAAUCGACUGCGUCCGCAUUUGUGGAGUUGAAUGGGCAGAUGAGCCAAUUGGCGAAGGUGAAGAGUCGGCUGAAAGCAGAAAAUCUCAGAGAUGGUAUGGAAGACUCGCCAGGGGGUUCGAGACCGAGCAUUUGUCUGGUGAGUCUGAAGCUGCCGUCAACUUGGUCGUUCGCGUCGACAUCAGCCUGACGGUCCAUUCGUCAACGAAGCUUCUCAAGGAAGCCAUAGAGCAACGAGCGGCCCAGAUGGAAGCCCCUGAUCUUGAGGACCGGCUGAACGAGGUCCAAGUCCACCUUUUCUUGCCGAGAGAGGUCGCUGAGAGGUUCACUGAGACCAUCAGGAGGGGCAGGCGUGCCUGGCAGAUACGCCUAUGGCACGUCGGUGAGGAGGAAAGCCGCCAUGAGGAGGCAGAGGGUGACGAGACGCGACAAGCACAAGCAGCGGUGGACGAAGCAGCGGUCGAACUGGAAGAAAUCGAGGAGGUGAGAACACCACACCAACAAGACAUGUGUAUAUUACAAGCUCGUGCAGGAAGAGGAGCCGUCUCACAUAUCUGUCGCUGCGGAAUCGGCCAUUCACGGUCCUUCCGAAACCUCGAAGGCCGAGGCCGUUACAUUUGAGAACGAAAUCUAUUCCUUCAGCAGCCUCGGAGCAUCCUUUACGGCCUCAGUGAUUGAUGUGGACUCUUCGGGACUGACGGUGUUGAAGAGGGCUCAAGUCGACGAAGAAAUGGGAACCACUGACGAAGGGGGGCCUGCAAGCAUCGGCAUUCUUUUCGAUGGUCUGGUGCAAGCACAGCUGCUCUCCUUCACAAGCGAUGAGCACUUUCAGGAGACACUUGUACAAGAGAAGGUCCCCAUCUCAAUUGCACGCACCUUGCAGCCCCCGUCUCCCUACCUGCUGACCCUGGCCCGCUGUGCGACAGCCACUGAGCCCUCAGUCUACAUCAUUGUCUCCACGUCGACUGCGGCAGUGGCGGAGGAGAUUCUCCAAACAAUAGAAGCAUUCAGACGGUGAUCAAGUAUAGAUGCACUUCGACGACCCUUUUCUCAGUGUCUUCCUGUCUGAUAUGCCCAGAAGUCACUUUCAAGCGCGACAAAAGCCGGAGAGUGCACCACCGGCCCCUUUGGAGCAGCCAGCGCCGGUCGCACCCGAUUCGGCUGCAGAGAAGAAGUUCGAGAGACAGGACACAAGUGCACUCCCACAGGAGGAGCAGCAGAUCCUCAGGCAAGUGGAGUUCCUUUCCUGGCCAAACACAAAGGUCGCGUCCAGUGUCUUCAUGAGGAACCACCCGCUCGCAAAAGUGCUGCAGCCAAACGCAAUGCUCACAUCCAUGCAGAGGUCAGCAGUGACAGCGGCCAGAACAGAUGACGGCUUUGAGAACCUUUCUUUGCGUCGUGCCUCUCAGGUUUCUAUUACUUGCAUGUGCCACGUUGGGCACCGCAUUUGUCGGCGCUCUGUUCUUCACGAGCACGGCCACCGCUCUGCAGUGCGUACCUGUCGCUGCAAGCAACGUGACGGACAGCAUAGCCGCCAACGACACGGACGUGCCCUCUCCGGCACCCAGCCUUCCAAAGGCGUCGUUCAGCAUCCCGACUGAUUUGCUCUACACGACGGAUGACCAGUGGAUAAAGGUCUUUGGGGACCUUGAAAGUGACCCAGAGGUGCUGCCUUUUAUGUUUUCACACGGAUGUCUGAUCCGCUUCACCUGAACGAUUGCUCUAGGUUUCGGCUACGGUGGGGCUGACCGACUACAGGCAAUCAGUACUGGGAGACGUCAUCUUUGUCGGCCAGCCCGUCGUCGGCAUCGAGUUCAAACCGGUCGGUACACUUGUGUCUCAUUUGCCGAAGGAAAGUGCUUUUUGUUCUUGCAAUCAGGGUGGUCUGGCCAGUGAGAUCGAGACAAUGACUCGGCUGAUUCAGCUCAAGGCGCCCAUUGGCGGAACAGUGUCUGAAACUAAUAGGCGACUGGACGACGCCGCAUAUAUGAUCAAUGACAGUAAGAGUCCCGAUCCGAUGCACCAGGGCAGAGACACAAAUCUCCUCCUUUGACAAAAAUGACAGGCCCUUACACUGAGGGAUGGCUGUACAAUGUCUCUGUCUGGUCGCUGAGCGAGCGGCAAAGGCUGCGAUCGUCCUUCAUGAGUACAGCCACUUAGCGGUCUCUCUCCCACCAGUUGCUCACCAGGUGUCUGUCUCCCCUUCAGAUGCGAUAUCGUACAAUGCCUCGCUGCAGCAAAAGAUCCUGGAGCAGCCUGCUGAAGAGGAGGAGGAAGCAGCGGUGCCCUGCGUCUAUGAGGACCCCAACGAGGCAACAUUUCAGAUAAACUGGCGGCAGGUCUCGCCUGAAAGAAGAAAGAAAGAGGAGAAUUCCCACAAGGAAUGUCAUUUUGUGGCUGCCGUCAGGUUUGGGUGGCGAUAUUCUCAAUCGUCUUCUCUGUCCCCGUCCCCAUGCUGCUCAAACAGCUGUUUGCCAUGCGUGUGGUGCAUCAGCCGAUGCAUCUGCAAGACAAAAAGAAACUCAUCCGCCAAUGGCGCAGAAAAGAGAAAGUUGGCGUAGUUCUCGGCUUCUGCUACCUAUUCUGGUGCCUUUUCUUCCUCUUGAUGUUCUGCGUAAGCCACAUAAGAACAAGCCAUAGGCACACUGCAUUCUGCGACUGAUUGUGCUCUGCUCGAUUGCAGGUCACGACAUCGAAGCUGCAAGACGUCUAUGACUACAUUAUUACGACGACGCUGAGCUUUGCGCAGAAGAUGAUAGUCCGCCCGUUCUUCUUCGUCCUUGGCUUCUUCGGCCUAAUCAAGAUAUCGACAAUCGUCGACCACUUCGAUGGGCUGCUGUCUGCCUGCCCCUCUUUCCUGGACUGGACCUUCCUGUUUGCAAAUUCUCCUGAGGAGCUGAUUGAGUCGUCGAAGGCCCUAGGGAGGCGGCUGGACGUCGACGAAUUAUCGGAGAUAGGCGGCAUACAAGACUUAGACAUGUUCACGUAGCCAAGGCGACAGUCACUUGGCUCGUUGUGACUUUCCC